Messenger RNA from Macrosiphum euphorbiae (potato aphid), 1437 nucleotides. The record is from the annotation of a GenBank genome assembly. NCBI's taxonomy places the organism in Eukaryota, Metazoa, Arthropoda, Insecta, Hemiptera, Aphididae.
AUGAGUAAAAGAAGUUUAUUUCUAAUACUAUUUAUUUUCUACACUUAUGUAACAAUAAUUCAAUGUAAUGAAUUACCACCAUGUUACAACCAGCCCGCGGAAUCUUGUCCAUUACAAAAUAAAUGUAAAUGCGUGAAAACUGGUGAGUCAGCAUUAUUUUGCUGCCAAGUUCAGUCAAAUGAAGAUUUGAUAAAAAACUUUGAGUGUUCAGGUGCUAAAUUAUCAACAAUCACAGCCUUACACAUUUACAAUAUGACAGCUGACAAUUUUAAUUUUGGAAAAUUUUCACCGGAAUUAAGCCGUUUGAUCUCAUUUUCAAUAACAAAUAGUUAUAUUAACCGACUACUUGGUCGUUUGGAGUAUAUGCAUCAAAUCACUUGCUUAAAUUUAUCGAACAAUGCUUUUGGCACAGAAUGGCAAGAUCCUCUAGCAUUGGAAAAUCUUAAAAGUUUAGCUAUGUUAGAUUUUUCUAAUGUAAAUAUAUCAAGUUUACCUACCAUAAAAAGUCAAGUGCCAAUGUUUUGGCUGGAUGUUUCAAAUAACAUAAAGAUUCAUUGUGCCAGUCUUCUAGAAAUUAUGGAAAGAUCAAGAAAUGCCAAGUAUAAAUUGUACUUUAAAAAAUAUAAUGAAACAUUUUGUAUGUCAUCACUGUCAUUUCAUUGGUUCAACUCUACUGAAAAGGUUGCAUUAAAUCAAGUGGAAAUUAUUAACAAGCUAUAUGAAGACUGUCCGUGGAAUUGUAGUUGUAAAUGGCAUGGCAUAGAAAUGAUACAAGAAACAAAGACACGGCAUACUGUAGAAGUAGAUUGUUCAAAUAAACAAUUAUCAAGUUUACCAGAAAACCUGCCAGAAAACACUGUGCUUUUAAAUGUCACUAAUAAUAAUAUCACCAAUAUAGAUGUAUUGGUAACAGAUCAAACAUACAAAACGUUGAGAUUUUUUUAUGCUGAUGAAAAUAAAAUAUCUAACCUUUUGUCAUUGGAAGGUUCAACUUUUAUAGAAAACUAUGCUGUUUUGAGUUUGAAACUAAAUCAAUUGAAGACAUUGCCUAUGUAUAUACUUCAAAAUUCCUUUACUAGAUUUGAGGGACAUAUUGUGAACUUGGGUGGAAAUGAACUUCAAUGUGACUGCAGUACUGCAAAUUCAUUAAAGAUAUGGUUAUUAACAAAUCAUAUUCAUAUUCCAGACUACAAUGAAAUUGUAUGCAGUAAUAUGCAGUACAAAGUAAAAGUAAUAGACUUGGAUCAACAAUUAGUGUGCAUUAAAAAAGCUGAUUGGACACACUAUAUGUAUUAUGUGAUCAUUGCUGAAUUGUCGGUACUUUUUUUGUUGAUUGGAAAAGUUUCAUAUGAUUAUUGGGUAUUCAAAACGGCUGGAUAUUUGCCAUGGCCUGCAUCCAAAAUGCCAAAGCUUCCUUGUGACUGGAUAUUUGAGUAA